AUGGAUAAUUUUACUAUACAAGUUAUUGAUGGAAUUGAGAUGAUUUAUGAAGAGGAUCUUGAAUGUCUUAAGCGUUUGGAAAGCUUUGAAAGUGUUGGAACUGUUGAUAGCUUGACCUCAGAUGAAGAAUCCGAUGCUGAAUAUGAUUCGGCA
Messenger RNA from Dentiscutata erythropus, 153 nucleotides. The record is from the annotation of a GenBank genome assembly. NCBI's taxonomy places the organism in Eukaryota, Fungi, Glomeromycota, Glomeromycetes, Diversisporales, Gigasporaceae.